This is a messenger RNA of Cyprinodon variegatus (sheepshead minnow), 5551 nucleotides long. It is a transcript of the gene col5a2a, whose product is annotated as collagen alpha-2(V) chain-like. The record is from RefSeq and is a predicted model, not a curated record. The coding region runs from base 165 to 4646 and encodes 1493 amino acids. Lineage: Eukaryota; Metazoa; Chordata; Actinopteri; Cyprinodontiformes; Cyprinodontidae. Gene Ontology annotation, molecular function: protein binding; extracellular matrix structural constituent. The transcript has 54 exons.
AAAAAAAAGACACUCAGGCAGUCUGGGCUGGGUCUGCUUACAAGGAGGGGAACUCUCUGUAUUCAUGGUGGUGCUGUGAUAACCUGAGCACUUUUCUCUUCCAUCCCUUUCCCCCCCUUUUUUUUUAUUUGCACACACAGACGGCUCAUGUCUGCCUUAUAGACAUGAUGAUCUCUGUGCAUUUAAGGACUUUUAUUUUUCUGGUGGUCUCAAAGGUUUUGAUUGUGACCUGUCAGGACGUGGGCGGCGAAGGCAGCUGUGAAUAUGAUGGACAGAUCUAUGAAAAUAAGGACAUCUGGAAGCCGACUGUCUGCCGGAUCUGCGUUUGUGACGAAGGAAAAGUACUCUGCGAAGACAUCCAGUGUGAUGACGUGACAAACUGUGAGAAGUUGUACGUCCCGGAUGGUGAGUGCUGCCCAGUCUGUCAGGCGGAUUCACCAAACACCGGAGGCGGGACAGGUACCUCAGGUGGAGGCAGAGUCUAUAAGGGUCAGAAAGGAGAACCAGGAGAGGUUCCAUAUGUGACGGGAAUCAGAGGCCGACCAGGACCCAUGGGACCUCCCGGCCCAUCAGGAGAGAGAGGACCUCGUGGACACAAAGGAAGACCUGGACUGCGUGGACCAGCAGGAUAUGAUGGAGAACCAGGUAUACCAGGUCAACCUGGAGAACCAGGACCUCCAGGUCCUCCAUCGCACCCAGGGGGACUGGGAGCUCAAAUGGCUCAAGGAGUGGAUUCGAAAACAGGACCACAGCACAUGUUGAGUGGCGCCAGGGGAGAAGCAGGUACAAGAGGCCCACCGGGGCCGAAUGGCUCACCUGGUCACCCUGGACCACAAGGACCUCCAGGAGAUGUUGGUGAUCCAGGUCAUAUGGGCUCACCAGGGCUGAGGGGACCUGAGGGCCCACCAGGAAAACCCGGCGAAGAUGGAGAAGCAGGUAGAGGAGGAAAUGCCGGAGAAGUUGGAUUCCCUGGAUCACCGGGAUCAAGAGGAUUCCCUGGUACACCUGGUCCACCUGGCCUGAAGGGUCACAGAGGUCAUUCUGGACCAAUUGGCCAAAAAGGUGAAACUGGAGCACUUGGAUCUAAGGGUGCCACAGGGCCGCCUGGUCCUAUGGGAGGACCUGGGCCAAUGGGUCCCGCUGGGAUGCCGGGUGAGAGAGGACGCCCUGGACCUAGCGGUGUCGCAGGGAAGCGGGGUAUGCCUGGCAACAUUGGGAAACCUGGACCACUGGGCCCGUUAGGUCUCAGCGGUCCUGCAGGGUAUCCAGGAUCUCCGGGUAUGAAGGGACAACCUGGUCCCACAGGGGUCCGAGGUCCAGAAGGCCCACAGGGUCAGAGAGGAGAGACGGGUCGUUUAGGCAGACCUGGACCAGUUGGACUCAGGGGACCCAUGGGUACAGAUGGAGGCCCAGGAACCAAAGGACCAGUGGGUAAUGUGGGUCCACAAGGUGCAGGAGGCCAUCCUGGACCCCCUGGCCCACCAGGACCACAGGGAAGCACGGGUCAGCCUGGCAUAAAAGGACAGGGAGGAGACGUUGGUGUUCCUGGCUUCAAAGGAGAGGCAGGACCAAAAGGAGAACCGGGUCCACCAGGUUCUCAGGGAGUGAUAGGACCUCAGGGUGAGGAAGGAAAGCGAGGACCACGUGGAGAUCCCGGCUCUGUUGGGCCUCCAGGUCCCGUCGGUGAGAGAGGUUCUCCUGGUAACAGAGGUUUCCCUGGUGCUGAUGGCCUGCCUGGGCCAAAGGGUGCUCAAGGAGACCGUGGCACUUCUGGUCCACCGGGCCCAAAAGGCUCUCUUGGGGACCCCGGACGUCCAGGGGAGCCUGGUCUACCAGGUGCAAGGGGUCUUACUGGUACCCCAGGAGUCCAGGGGGCAGAAGGGAAGCCAGGGCCCCUGGGUGCAUCUGGUGAGGAUGGUCGUCCAGGCCCAGCCGGAUCAAUUGGCAAUAGAGGCCCUGUAGGAACCAUGGGGGCCCCAGGCCCAAAGGGCUUCACUGGUGACCCUGGAAAAACAGGAGAACAAGGAUCUGCAGGAGUGCCAGGUCAAAGAGGACCUCCUGGAAAAGAUGGAGAGGUCGGCCCAGCAGGCCCCCCUGGUCCACCCGGCCCAGCAGGAGACAGAGGAGAACAGGGGCCACCAGGUGUACAUGGAUUCCCGGGUUUACCAGGAAACCAAGGCCCCCCUGGAGAGUCUGGUAAACCAGGUGACCAGGGCAUCCCUGGAGAAAUUGGUCCAGUUGGUCAAAUUGGACCAAGGGGGGAGCGAGGAAUCCCUGGAGAGAGAGGAGAACUGGGAGCAUCCGGUCUGCAGGGACCUAAAGGAAUUCCUGGUGCACCGGGACCAGAUGGACCAAAGGGCAGCCCUGGUCCUACCGGCACUGUUGGAGAUGUGGGUCCUCCUGGUCUUCAGGGAAUGCCCGGAGAACGAGGAAUCUCGGGUCCUCCAGGGCCCAAGGGUGACAGGGGUGCAAUCGGUGAAAAAGGAUCAGAGGGUACACCUGGCAACGAUGGUGCAAGAGGAGCCCCAGGUCCCCUUGGCCCUGUAGGACCUGCUGGACCCAGCGGUGAAAAGGGGGAACCCGGACCAAAAGGGCCAGCUGGACCUCCAGGACCCAGAGGAACACCGGGUUCAAGAGGAGACCCUGGUCCGAUCGGGGCUGUUGGAUUCACCGGACCCCAGGGUCCUGAUGGACAGCCUGGAGUCAAGGGAGAGCUUGGAGAGCCUGGCCAAAAGGGAGAGGCUGGCUCUCCAGGACCUCAGGGUUUGGCUGGAGCUCACGGACCUCCGGGUCCAGUUGGUGUUUCUGGGCUAAAAGGAGGACGAGGAACACAGGGUGCACCGGGCCCAACUGGUUUCCCUGGUUCUGCAGGAAAAGUCGGUCCACCAGGCCCACCUGGUCCCGUUGGAGAAGCAGGACCACAGGGACCUCCUGGGAAAGAGGGUCCACCUGGCCUGCGUGGUGAUCAUGGAUCCCCAGGAAGACAGGGUGAGCGUGGACCUGCAGGACCCCCAGGAAGCCCUGGAGACAAAGGAGACCCUGGAGAGGACGGGCCAACGGGUCCUGAUGGUCCUCCGGGUCCGGCUGGAACUACAGGACAGAGAGGCAUUGUGGGUCUUCCUGGUCAGAGAGGAGAACGAGGAAUGCCCGGUCUUCCAGGGCCAGGGGGACCUCCAGGAAAGCAGGGCUCCCCAGGUUCACCAGGAGAUAAAGGCCCCCCUGGUCCUGUUGGUGUCCCUGGUGCUAAUGGACCCCGUGGUGAUCCUGGCCCGGAUGGUCCAAGAGGAUCUGACGGACCUCCAGGAAAAGAUGGCCUUCCAGGGCAAAGGGGAGACAGAGGGGAUUCUGGGCCGGAGGGUUUGAUUGGUCCACAAGGACUUCCUGGAACACCAGGUCCUGUUGGUGCACCAGGUUCUCCAGGACGGAGAGGAGAGCCUGGUUCAAGAGGACCUCAAGGACCAUCUGGAACAGCUGGAAAACGAGGAUUAGGGGGACCACAAGGACCAAGAGGAGAUAAGGGUGACCUGGGAGAUCAUGGAGAGAGAGGACAGAAAGGACACAGAGGCUACACCGGUCUGCAGGGUCUUCCUGGACCUCCAGGAACAACUGGUGAGCAAGGAGCUCCUGGAAUAGUUGGACCAGGUGGUCCGAGGGGUCCUCCCGGGCCUAUCGGACCUCCUGGUAAAGAGGGAUAUAUGGGCCAGCCUGGACCAAUGGGACCCCCGGGAACCCGUGGACUCAGUGGAGAAAUUGGACCUCAGGGCCCUCCAGGAGAACCUGGACCCGCUGGACCUCCUGGGCCUCCGGGACCCCCUGUGGCGGCUAUGGACGAUCUGUUUGGUGGCCCCCAGGAUUACGACUCUGGGCCUCCUCCUCCUCCAGAGUUUAGCGAAGAUGAAGCCAUGCCAAACAGCAACUCUUCAUCCAUCAUUAUGCCUGUUGACCCCAGCGUACAGGCCACCCUGAAGGCCCUCAGCAGCCAGAUCGACAGCAUAAAGAGUCCAGACGGUAGCAGGAAGCACCCAGCCAGGACCUGUGAUGACCUGAAGAGGUGCUAUCCCAUGAAGAAGAGUGGUGAGUACUGGGUGGAUCCAAACCAGGGCAGUUCAGAAGAUGCCAUCAAGGUUCACUGCAACAUGGACACAGGAGAAACCUGCAUCUCUGCCAACCCAGCCAGCAUACCCCGUAAAGUGUGGUGGACCUCCUCCAGGAACAAGCCCGUGUGGUUCGGAGCUGACAUCAAUGGCGGGACGCAUUUCACUUAUGGCAACAUGGAUCAGCCUGCGAACUCCGCCACAGUUCAGAUGACCUUCAUACGCCUGCUUUCCAAGGAGGCAUCUCAGACCAUUACUUACCACUGUAAGAACUCUGUGGCCUACAACGAUGCCAAGAAUGGGAACCUGAAGAAAGCUGUGAUCCUCAGAGGCUCCAACGACUUGGAGCUCAAAGCCGAGGGGAAUAACCGCUUCAGAUAUACAGUGUUGGAAGACUCCUGCUCGCAAGCAUCUGGCAACUGGGGCAAGACAGUGUUUGAAUACAGGACACAGAAAACUGCAAGACUUCCCAUUGUUGAUAUGGCCCCUGUGGACAUUGGUGGCCCAAAUCAGGAGUUUGGCAUCGAUAUCGGGCCUGUGUGCUUCUUGUAAAAAUUCAGCAGACUGUUGAACUGACAGCUGACAUGGUCAGAGUACUGAGGACUCUUCUGGCCCUGUGGCAGGAUAUUUAUUGUGCCUUUCAAUCCAGUUCAAGACAUCCAAGAUUUCUAAUUUUGUAAAAAUGUUUGGUUUUAAAAAAUAAUUGGUAAAAAAAACAACUAAAUCAUUCUUUUGUUGUCUUGUGUUUGUUCAGCUAAAGCUUCAUGCAUUAAAUUUCAUUUCACUAAUUGGAUCCAAAUAAUAAUAAAAAAAAAGCUUUAAAAUGGUACCCAUAACUGCUGUUUAUAAGCCCAGAAAUGUUAAAUCUCCCACCCCAUUGCUAUUAUUAUCAUCAAUGAGUUUUUUUUUUGUUUUUGUUUUUUUUACAAAGUUGCUGUUUUUAAUGUUUAAACUAAACACAUUUUGGUGCUAUUAAGGAAAACACCAUCUCGGAUGAGGUCAGCGAUGCAGCGUCUGAAGUCUGCAUCCAGCUCCUUGGAUCGCAGGCGGGGGAUCAGACCCAUUUCAUCCUUCGAUUGCUCAGUGUUAGCUACCUCGUCACCAAAGCUGAGAAAACGAUGAUGCUGCAUGUAAAUCUUUCUUCCCAGGUGCUGUUUUUCUUUUAAAGUGGUGUGAUCUGUUCUUCCGGUCCAGAAAGGCAGGGUUUGACGAAAGAGGUGGGUGGUGUGGGAGGGGUUAGGUGGUUUGUGGUGACCUUUAACCCACAUAAAGGUACAGCAACAGGUAGCAGAACUAUAACCAUUUUCUGAACGGCAGUUCCCCAUUUGCCGUAUUCUGGGCUUUUAAUAUUGCUUAAGAAAUCCUUCUUAUAUUCAGUUUUUUUUAGAAUAACUGGCUGUCUGCUUUGUACUUUUUGCUAUGCAACAAAUUAAACUGAAUGCUUUUUAAUCCCCUAA